AAACGAGAUCCUCUGACGUUGGAGAUUUUGACGUCAGAGGGCAGUCGGGCAGUUUUGAGCCGUUCGAUCACAAAUGGGCGGACAAGAUCUGAUGCUACAGUGCACCUCUAACGUUGCUCCACCAACGUCAGAGGAACCGGUUCCCUCCCACCCCCUGGCCGUCAUCCCCCUGUUGCUGGACGCCUCCCCUUGCUGUUGCUGGACGCGAGGAAGGAGGAGGAUGAGAAGGGAGGGAAGAGAGGAGAAGGAGAGAAGAAGAAGCGUGGUUUUUGCCCUAGGGUUUGAAGGAUCCAAGAUAUUCUACAUGGUAAAGCCCUGUCCGAACGAGAUGAAAUGUGAUGCUGAGUUGAGUUCAUAUGUAAUUAGGGAUGCUGAAGAGUACAAGAAUUUCUGCGACCAUCCAAAGGUUCAGAGGCCACAGCCAAAAGAAGUAAUUGCGCAGGCUGGUCGGGAAGAAGCAUGGGCAAAGGGUCAUCAGUCGAGGGUCAACAGGCGCGGCAAAGGUGCGCCCUUUUUCUAG
This is a messenger RNA of Phragmites australis (common reed), 520 nucleotides long. RefSeq lists its product as uncharacterized. Gene Ontology annotation, molecular function: lyase activity. NCBI's taxonomy places the organism in Eukaryota, Viridiplantae, Streptophyta, Magnoliopsida, Poales, Poaceae. Bases 74 to 520 code for a protein of 148 amino acids. The transcript has 4 exons. Gene Ontology annotation, biological process: protein-phycocyanobilin linkage. The record is from RefSeq and is a predicted model, not a curated record.